AAGCUUUGCAGCCAAAUCCACCGCGAAACCACGCCCGAUGUCUUUCUGGUUGCAACCGAAACGCUACCGACGCCGUAUCGUCCUAGGCUUGCUGUGUUUUGCCAGUGCCGUCUACAUCCUGUACAGCUGGAUACCGGGCACACCGACCCAGAACUGCUUCCAGAUCGUGCACAGUGCCGAUUACGAUGACGAUACACAGCUCCGCGAUGUGCAACAGUCGCUACCACAACCCACCGACGAUGGGCGAAACAUUUUCUUCCACGAAACGUCCUGCUCGAAGGACGGAGACGUGAGGCUAAAUGCACGGCAGGCAUGUGCAAUCGAAUCGGCGGCCCGUGCCAAUCCGGGAUGGAACGUUUACGUACUGUUUGCUGCACCGGUUGGGUUUCGGAAUCGGACGGCACAACCGAUACUGGACACGUUGCUCGAGUACCGAAACGUACACCUGAGGUACGUGAACUUGACGACGUACGCAAACGAAACGCCGCUAGAAGAGUGGAUGGUUAGUGGGGAAAUAUAUCGGUCGCUGUACAUGAAUUCGCAUCUGUCGGAUGUAAUGCGGUACCUGACACUGUACAAGUACGGCGGUACGUACCUUGAUCUGGAUGUGAUUGUGCAGCAGUCGUUUGAGAAGCUCGAGCCAAACUAUGCUGGUGCUGAGUCGGUGCGGUGGGUUGCGGCCGGUGUGAUAAACUUCGAACCGAAAGGACAUGGUCACGAGCUGGCGGAUAUGUGCGUAAGAGAUUUGCUUGCCAACUUUAACGGUCGGGAUUGGGGCAACAAUGGUCCGGGGGUAAUAACGCGCGUGCUGCAAAAGUACUGCCACACCCGGUCGACGGUUCAUAUGACACGGGAACGGUGCCGGCACUUUACCGUGUACCCGAUCCAAUCAUUCUACGCAAUCGGCUAUGAAGACUAUAAGCAAUUCUUCGACGAACAGUACCUCGAACAGGCGCUCCUGACACUCAACCAAUCGAUCGUGGUGCACGUGUGGAACAAGUUUAGCAAGAAUUACCCGGUGCAGGUUGGAUCGAGGGUCGCGUACGGUGUACUAGCUGAGCGCCACUGUCCAAAGGUGUAUCGAUCUUGCGGAACCAUUUUCUAACAUCACAUU
Molecule: messenger RNA, 1114 nt
Organism: Anopheles maculipalpis
Lineage: Eukaryota; Metazoa; Arthropoda; Insecta; Diptera; Culicidae
Product: lactosylceramide 4-alpha-galactosyltransferase-like
Exons: 2
Coding region: 38-1105 (355 amino acids)
Biological process (GO): glycosphingolipid biosynthetic process
Molecular function (GO): alpha-1,4-N-acetylgalactosaminyltransferase activity
Source: RefSeq, a predicted model, not a curated record